Linum trigynum is the source of this 5337-nucleotide messenger RNA. The record is from the annotation of a GenBank genome assembly. Lineage: Eukaryota; Viridiplantae; Streptophyta; Magnoliopsida; Malpighiales; Linaceae.
CUAAAUAACAACGUGAGAAUUAACCUAGGGUAUCGAAACCCGUGGAAUACGACCUUGGUCGCAAUUUUUGGUUAUACUUGGCUCGAAAUGGGGUAGUUAGUCAGGCCAUGUAAACAAUUGACAUGACCUGCACGAGGGAAUCGACCAGAAGGCCAACGAUUUCCUGUCGUCUAUCUCAACCGCCGAGAGCUCCGACCAUGCCGCUGACCUUGAUAUGCUCUUGGAGAAAGUUGUCGAGUGAGGCGAUGAAGAAUUUGGAUUUUUGGAUUCUCAGAGUAUAGGGGUGGGCAACGUCCCGUCGAGUUUGAAAUGGGUACCCAGUCCAAUUGGGAGAGGAAACUCCAUCCCAUGUCCCAAACCUGUACGGAUUAACGAGUAUCUAUUACCCGUGCGAGACGAAUAACGGAUACCCACGGGUAGCCCAUACUAGGACUUACAUGAUUCACUGUAAAUACCACACAGCCGGAAAUUGUUGGUGAAUGAGAGAAGGCUACUAUUUGGAACGUCAAAUCAAACCCGGGAAGCGAACCCAGAGAAGUAGACACUGUUCCUCAUAAUACAGGUGAAUUCUAGAAUGAGAUGACAAGAAACUUGCAAACAAUGUCAACCCGUUUAGAGUACUCAUCUUUUCCCAGAUUAUGUUUGGUUGAUCCAACCUAAAUAUAAUCGGAUUCUGACUGCAACCGGAAUAAAUAACCAAAAUAUCAUCAUGAUGCUCGGUCAUAAAUUUCCCCUUCCACCAAUUCUUAGCAAAGAAGUUCUCAGGACAUUUAGGUGGCGGCACAACAAGAACAUUCCAAGUACGUUCAGUCGGGUUGAAAACACCUAACCAACCUGUAAGACUCAAGUAGUAAAAGACUCCAUCAAAGAAAAAAAUUUGUUCCAUAUACUACUAAUUAACAAAAGGCAACUGUUCUUGGUAAUUAACAGUAACUCAUUCAGUUUCCCCAGGUAGACAAGUGCUGAUAGCAACAAAGUAGGAUUGGGUGGGUAGUACGGGUACCCGUAUAUCCAUACAACACAAUUUUGACCCAGAUCGACCGUGCCAGACAAUUUUGGGUUACCAUCUAACAAUGAGGUCCGCUGAAUUGAAUCUUCUCCAAUCACCCAAAAAGUUCAACAACUUUUAUAUUACGAAAAACUUUUCAAAAUUAUCAUAUUACUCGAGAAAUCUUACACUGGUAGUUUGUCGAUUUGUCUUACACUUGUAGUUUGAUAGUAGAUUUACACUAUUAUUCAUUAUGCAUGAGAUUAUCAUUUGAGAUCACGAACCCACAACCCAUUAGACGUUCGCCCUGUGGCUAUGGGAGAGUGCAUUGGGUGCUAACAUCUCAAGUUUUAGCACCAUACUAACACUUACUAUAAGGGUACUAUAAUAAUUAUCCCUUCUCUAUUCCCCUUCCAUUUACGUUUCUUUUCUAUGUUUCAUUUACAAAUUACAGUAUUGAUACAUGAACUUAAUAUAUAUUAAUAUUUAGUAGCUAAAAUUAAAAAAAUUACAUUUGAGUCGUAAAAAAUCAAUGAAAAUUUACAUUUUAGUACCUGGAAAUUUUAUUUCUUACAUUUUGGUACCUAAAUAUUUUAAAAUUUACAAACAGGUCCACUGCUAAGAAACUUCUAGCCUGCUUUGAAAAACUUAUGACCUACUUUGAGGCUCAGACCUACUAUGAGGAAGUUCUGGCCUACUUUGAUGUGGUUCUCACCUACUUUGAGGAGGGUCCGGCCUACUUUGAUGUUCUGACCUACUUUGUGGAGGUUCUGGCCUACUUUGAGAAGUUUCUUGCCUAUUUCGGUGGCCCUUCUCCCUUCCUCACAUUUAAUGCAAAAAAGAUGUUGGUCCCUCACUUCCAUGACCCAUUUUAUCAUAAUACCAAACUUGCUCAUCUUUCUCAUUCUCUCUCAUUAAUUGUGGUCAACUCAUUCAGGGCCGACAUAUGAUAUUCAGAGGCCCUGCUUGAAAAUAAAUAAUGCGACCCUAAAUUUUUUUAGGCUUAGAACUACCAGAUUCAAAUUUUCUACAUGACAUAAUUAAAAAUUGUUACCAAAGAUUAAUGAUUCAAGUAGGCAAGGAUCAUUAGGAAAUCAACUAGCACUAAUCAAAAUUUUCCAAGGCAAAUCCCUGGAAAAAAAAAGUGGUUAGAAUGUUAGGACACACUUGGGCCAAAAAAAAAACAGAUAAAGAACACAAAUUUCAAAUUUGGCCAUUCCAAAUUUGGCUCAUUGCCUCUCCAAUACCAUUGCCAGCCAAAAAAAAAUCACAAAAAAUACUCCCUCAACCUCCAAGCAGAAGCAGGAGUAACAGAGCAUCAGGAGAACAGAGUCUCCAAUUCCAAUUUCCAAACUCCAUUCGCCAUUCCCAUUCAACCAUUUCCCAAGACAGCCAGGGACAGGAAAUUCUUACUGAUUUCCGAACCACGGCGGAGAGACGAAAGUCGCCAAGAUGGAACUGGGAUUCUCGGAACCAAGGGAAGAAGGCGAGCGGGAGCGUCGGAGCGGAAGCACCGAACCAGUCGGAAUAGUGAUUAAUGAAUUUAUUUCGGCUAAUCGACUGCUUCAGGCUUUAGCAAGGAAGGGAAUGAUUUGUUCAAACAAAGAAAUGAAAAUCGAAGGCUGGGGGUGGAUGCUUCACCUUCUUGGCCGAGUAUUUAAGGGUGAUUGAGGAUUGAUAUAUUGAGUUGGAGUGAGAAGAGAAACGUUGGUGGCUUAGUGACGUUGGUUUCUUUUUGGGAAGGUGAGAAUUUUGGGGAAACCAUUAAUCAUUGAUGAUUUUGGGAUUGGGAGGUUACGAGAAUUGAGGAAGAGAAGCAAAUAAGGAGGCUGGAGGGCGAGAUACAUGUUGAACAGGGGACUCUUCGGCUACCGAUGGAAUUAGGAUUAAUUAUUUUUUUAUAUAUGUAUAAGUACAUGGGCCAACAUUGUGAGGCCCCAAAUAUUAUGAGGCCCUGUGCUGUGGGUCAGACCAACACAGGGUCUGGAUCGGGCCUGAAUUCAUCCAAAUAAUAAAGUCAUCCAAACGAAAUGUUCAUAUUGACUUAAGCUAAUAUUAGCACCAUACUAACAAAAAAAGUCUUUACAUGCUGGCUUUUCCCUAUGGCUAUUGCCUAUUGCCUAAGUGAUUGAAGCAAUCAUAAUUUAUUUAUGGAUUGGCCGGAUCACCAAACCCCUUACUAUACUUAUAUACUGAUAACCAUAAUUAUCCCUAACCCAAAUAGCAACAGUAGCCGACUCUCUCUCAACUAAUUAUUAGAAUAUAUAAAGCGCCUAUUUUGCUUAAGGGGUCCAGUUGGGAGUGGGCAUGUCCACGAUAAGUUCUAUGCACCUCUUUCCCUAAUUACUCGCCAUGUUCCCCAUAUAGCCCUAUUUUUUUCUUGAGUCUCACCUACGUCGUUUCCCUGGAGGCUGGGUUUACUCCUAAGUUUCCCCGAAGGUUGGUGGGUUUUCUUCUGACUUCUUGAUCAGUGUGUAUUCCCAAAUCAUGCAUGCUUCUCAUCCUCGAUUCUUCUUCCCGUCGAUUCGAAUUGAGGGGUAGAAUAUGCUAAGUAAUCUCCUUCGUCAAGAGUUUGAUCACUCUAUUUUGGACCAAUGAGAUUGUGUAAUUUGAAGAGGGUAACCGGGGGGCUCUUUUUCCUCUCUAAAGCUGACCAAGGAGAUUCGAUUGACCGCUAUGUUUUGUGGGGGUAACCAAAAAAAUAAGGUAAUUAAAUGGAAGAAGUAACCAGAUUUGGCCAAGUAGUUCAAUUGCAUGCAACCUAAAUUUUUCUUCUUCUACAUUGAGAAUUCUCAAUGCUGGCGGAAUGGAAGGGGCUCUUAAAGCCAACAUAGACACUUUCGGAUGCUAUCAUUAAGCUGCGGAGAUUGUAAGAGUGUAGAAGAUGUUGUGUAAUCCAGUAGGAUGCGGAUGAGUCCACCUUAAGUUUCUGAGCAAGCAUCCAUCUCACUUCCUUCCUCCUCCCUACAGGCAAGAUCUGCAUAAUGCGCCUUUUGGGGCAGAGAAUAAUAGAAAGGGGGAAAAUCGACAAUAGCAAAUCACACUGAAAUAUGCCAGAGAAGAUGAAGCAGCCGCAGUGAGGAUUCAUUCCAGUUACAAAGAAAGUGAAGAUAUAAUCCAGACAUCGGAUUCUGUUGGAUCAAGAAGGAGGAGGAGGAUUGAAGUGCAUUUUUAACUCCCGUCUUUAAUCCCUUCGUUGAUUUGUGAAACCUGCCGCUGUCAAUUUAUUUGGUUGUUGGAGAAAUUUUAUUCUUAUUCAUUUUAUUUGUUUGCCCCAAACUCUAACUGAUGUCCAUUUGUCUAUCGGUUCCCUUCUCCAAUUUGCAUGAGAUACACGUUGUAUAGCAGGGAUGCCACCUGACCUCCACUAACUUUAUAUUUAUGUUUAUCAAAUUUUUGUGAUUAAUCAUGUAUAUAGUUAGUUCUUCUCCAAUUGAUUUCAAAAUUCAUGGCUUUGUUUAGUUGUGUACCCAAACCAAUUGCAUAGGGUAAAUAUGCUCCUUUACCAAAAUGGGAGAAGUUAAUAUAUAGGAUUUGAAAAGCUAGCUUUCUCAAGACUUUACUUUAACAUAUUUUGGUAGGCUUUCAAUUAUCAAGUUCAGUUGAUUUGGCAAUCACGUAAGUAGAGGUGGCAAUUAGGAUCCAAAUUCAUGAAUUCACAAUUCAUUCACCAAAUUAUCCACAUAAUCCAAUCCAUUUAAAUUUAAUACAUUUGAUCCAAAUCCAAUUGGAUUGAUGGAUUCAUGGAUUGAUCCAUGAAUCCAAAUGACCGAUUAUGGUUUAGUACCUAUAAUUUUUAUAUUUUACAUUUUGGUCCCUAAAGUUUAUAUUUUUAUACAAAAAAUAUAAUUGGAAAAUUACAUUUUGGUGCCAAAAAAUUUUCAUUAUGACAUUUUUGUACCUAAACUUUUCGAAAUUUUACAAAAUGGUCAAGACUUGAAUGUCAUUUGGUUUCAUGGAUCAAUUCACCAAGCCACUUCAUCUAAUCCAUUUGAAAUCCUUAGAUUGUGUGUUCUCUUUGCUUUCUAUUUCUUAGUAAAACGUGAAACUUCCUAAGCCAUGAGUCAUGACAACACUUUUUAAGCACCAAUUGUACUUCCAAAUAUUUCACUUCAAAUUUGUCAAAAACCUUAGUAUUGACCUUAGUAUAAUAGUAAUUUAACUAUUCAUGCUUUAGUUUUAUAAUCCUCCAACGUCCCAUCUUCUUAAUUUAGCUUCCUAUUAAUUAGUUUUCUAGCAUUAAUUAACUAAAAAAUAUUCUAUAUAAAAAACAUCCCGCCGCAAAGCGCGGGCCAUUUAGCUAGUACUAAUAAUAACAACAAUAAUACUAAUAAUAACUAUAUUCCAUC